CAACAGCAGUAUACGACGGGAAGAGCCAGUAAAUGAUCGUCGUCAGCGGGGGGUUUAACACAAAAAACAGCUCAAGUGUUUGUUCUGUACCUUGAAACACACCCCCUUCGCAUUUAUCCAGUUGUUAACAAUUAGCAUUAUUAGGUUGUCUUGGCCAGUAUUAGAGGGGAUAAUAUAAAAAGCGAGGAUGUUGGUCCCCGCUGGAAGAUAAUGAAGAAGCUGCGCGUGUUUUUGCCGUGCGUCGUUUUAGCUCUCCUGUGCUGGCACUCUGGUCAUCAUGUAUAUUGUUCAGAAGAGAUCUCCGCUGGCCCAGGACUCCCUGCACAGGAUGACAGCCAUUACACAAUGCAGGGAACGGGAGCUGACGAAGAGGUUAAAGAGGAAAGUACGACACACAUUCAGUCAUCAUACGACGUGGGGCUGGAGGCGGAGAAGGCUGAAUUAGAGGAGGCCUUAUCACUCUCGCAACAUGCCCCACAAGAGGAAGAGCACAAACAGACUGUGAAUCUAGAGGAGGAGGUGGUGGAGGAGGCACAGGUUCAGCUUGAAUCUGACCUCCCUGAUCAAGAUCAAGAACAACAGCAGGAGCAGCAGCAAGAGGAGGUGGAGCAAUCAGAACCCAAAAACCUCCAACAAAAUGAAAAACCACAAACACCCACACUUGCACAGCCCCAAACAACACCUCCUUCUUCGCCCCAGUCCCAACCAGACCCUGAAGCUUCACAGGGCACUACCACAGAGGAGCAACCUCCCCCUCCCCAGGCUGACCCACAGGUGGAAGAGUCCUCCGCACCUGCUUCUGAGCUCCAGAAUAGUCCAGAAUCAACCUCACCUACCUCAGAGACCUCCCCUGAGAGCUCCUCCAGUGGACUAGACGUUUCGCAUGCUGAUGCCCCUGUAGAGAACUCUAGUGCCAGUCAGUGUGAGGUGGGCUCUGUGCCCCCCUUCAGCCAGCCCAUUGGUACCAAUCUCAUAAGCGGUGAUGUGGAGGAACAUGCAGAAAAUCAGUCCAAUACACCGGCACAGGACAUCAACACCAUUACUGACCUGACUGACCCUCUAAACCAAAAGGAGCAGGAGCUCCCAGAGCCGGAUCAGGCAACAACAACCCCUCCACCCAAAGUGAACCUGCAGGACAAUGAGGGAGCUGGAGAAAAUUCUGGAUCGAACAUCCCCACGUUCGAUGAAUGGAAGAAGAAACAGAUGGAAGUAGAGGAGAAGAAAAGUCAAUCUCUGCAUACUUCUUCGAAUGGCAGUCCUCACCCAGUCAAAAAGGUCCAGAAAAAUUUCAAGAAUAACUACGCGUCUGUUGAAUGCGGGGCCAAAAUCCUCUCGGCUAACAAUGAGGCCAAGAGCACAUCUGCAAUCCUGAUGGAGAAUAUGGAUCUGUACAUGCUGAAUCCAUGCAGUACUAAGAUCUGGUUUGUUAUUGAGCUCUGUGAGCCAAUCCAGGUGAAGCAGCUGGACAUCGCAAACUUUGAGUUGUUUUCUUCUACCCCAAAAGAUUUCCUGGUGUCCAUAAGCGACAGGUAUCCGACCAGUAAGUGGGUCAAGCUGGGCACAUUUCAUGCCCGCGAUGAACGCACAGUACAGAGCUUUCCUUUGGAUGAGCAACUCUAUGCCAAAUAUGUCAAGAUGUUCAUCAAGUACAUUAAGGUUGAGUUGCUCUCCCAUUUUGGGUCUGAACACUUUUGUCCCCUCAGCCUGAUCAGGGUGUUUGGCACCAGUAUGGUGGAGGAGUAUGAUGAGAUAGCCGACUCACAGUACACCUCGGAGAGAUCAGAGUAUCUGGAUGAAGACUAUGAUUACGCACCCGGCUACUUGCCAUCGGAAGACAAGGCAGCAAAAAAUCUGCUGGGCUCUGCCACUAAAGCCAUCCUGAAUAUGGUAAACAACAUCGCAGCCAACGUGCUUGGAGGGAAAUCGGAGCUUGAAGAUGGAGUUGAAAUCGAAGGAAAUGUGUCCUUUGAGACUGAAAACCUCACAGAGACGUCACCAGAAACUACACUCAUGCCAGAAAUCGCCCCCACUGAACCGCCUGCUAUAUUGGAAACCCCUGAGUUGUCUCCCACUCUGGUGAAAGAAGACUUGGAUUCGGGAGACCAAACAGAAACCUUUGAUUUGGCGCCUCUCCCUGAGGAAGACCGCAUCGUCAUCCUCAUCAAAGAGGAGGAAGAUGAAGAGGUCACCCGCCCAACGGUGACCCUGCUGGAGGAGGAGGAGAGCGAAGAGGAGAGAAGGCGCUUAGAGGUGUGGGAGAGAGAAAGCGCCUUGUACUGCGGUCACCUCUCGACUUUGUCAUGCUUGGCAUCUUUACAAGAAUACUUUUAUUGCUACUGUUCAGCCGCUUUAGCACUACAACGCCAGUUCAGAGAUCUACAGCACAAGGCUCAGCACGCACACCCCGACACAGACAUUCAAAGUUCCUCUCAACAGAUUUUGACUAGCACCACCCCCACUCAAGAACCUCCAUCUUUCUCUGAGAAACUUGCAGAAGGGGAUCAUCCCUCUCAUUCACAAAGCGAAGUCAUAUCCCCUACUGAAACGAUGACCACUCCGCCUCAGCCUUCCAGUGAAGAUACAGUGACCGACCAGAAGCUCCAACAUGAGAUCAUUUUACUGGAACCCAGUCGCACCUCCACCCUUCCACUACAUAGCUUUUCUGACACCCCCACUCAAACCAUCCCUGAGUCCCCAGCUGUGGAAGAGACCGUAGACCAGGGAUCGCAGUACAUGGAAAACAUCGCAGAGACUCGUUCAUCUGUCAGCAUCCUAACUCCUAGUGCCACCUCCUCCAUCCUCACCCCCACCACCACUGAAUCUUCCAGCCCAGAGACAGAUCCACCCAAACUGGAGCUUCCCACCUCUACCAGUGAACCGCCAGCACAGCUACUUCCAACCCACACUCAGCCUGCUGACAUCCCCCCACCUACCGAACUUCCCAUCCUACCUCCAGAGUCCUCAGACAACAGUAGGGCAGAAGGUGUGGAAGACUCGCACCACAGUGCUGUGGUCACCCAACCAGAGGUUUCCGAACCACCUCUGCCUCAGCAGGAGGAGACCGUAGAUGACAUCCUGCUCAGCCAGACCGGACCUCACCGCAACGCCGGAGAGUUUUACGCAGAGCAGCAGCAUUCUUCGGAAAACGGACAUGUUAACGGAAACGGGAAUCAGGUGCACGGAUCCAACCAGAAGGAAUCUGUUUUCAUGAGGUUGAAUAAUAGAAUCAAAGCACUGGAGAUGAACAUGUCUCUCAGCAGCAGAUACCUGGAGGAGCUCAGUCAAAGGUAUCGUAAGCAAAUGGAGGAGAUGCAGCGUGCUUUCAAUAAGACCAUCAUUAAACUGCAGAACACCUCCAGAAUCGCAGAGGAGCAGGACCAGAAACAGACGGAGUCUAUACAGAUGUUACAGAGCCAACUGGAGAAUGCCACCAAGAUCAUGCUGAAUCUGUCUGUCAUUGUUUCUCAGCUACAGAGAGAGGUGUCAGACAGGCAGAGUUAUCUGGUGUUGUCUGUUAUCCUGUGUCUGACGCUGGGUUUACUGCUGUGUAUGCAGUGCUGUAAGAGCUCACCCAAUAACAACCCCAGCCCAACCGUUCCUAUGAGCAACCAUUACCCCAGCCCUAAGAGGUGUUUUUCCUCUUAUGACGAUAUGAGUCUAAAACGAAGAGUCUCUUGCCCUCUUGUUCGGUCGAAAUCAUUUCAGUUACCUACAGCAGAAGUAGGUCCUGAUGACUUGUACAUUGUAGAACCUCUAAGGUUUUCUCCAGAGAAAAAGAAGAAGCGCUGCAAGACAAAAGGACUGGACAAAGUGGAGACGCUCCGGGCAUCCGUCCCCUCGACGACGAUCGGUAACGGCGGACCCAAAUGCAACGGCGAGCCUUCUCUUCAGUUCUUACCAUCAGUAUGCGACAGCUACACAUCCACAAGCUUUUCCAGGGACUUUGCGUCUGAGGUCAGCUCAGAGAGUUCUGUCUCCACACUAUCCGAGGAAUCUUACAACAGCGGCCCCUCGUUGAACGGACACGACCCCGCCCUUUGUAACGGAGAGCAUACGCAAACCCUUCCUCCAGCAAAGAGCAAAAUAGAGAAAAAGUCUCUGAAACGCCGGCGGACUAAGAAUGCCGAGCAGCAGCAGGAGGGCCGGUGCGGGGAGGAGAUACUACACGCGUCACUUCCUGUUGUCAUGCCCACGCUGGAGGAAAUCAUGAAGGGAAAGGCUGAACUGGCAGUGGCCACGUUCGGAAGGACGGCUGUAUCGGGACGAGUUUGAGUUAAAAAAAAAGGAUUGACCUUCGCACGCUUUCAUGCUGCUGCUGCUUUCAUAUUGUUAUUUGUCUCGCUUUCAUUUUAACAUCGGACGUCAGACUUUGUUUGUCAAUAUUCUCCAGUGCAACGGCAGUCCUGGCACCAUCUUUUUUCCCAUGUCACUACAUCCUGAACUUUUGUGCCUUUUUUAUUCAUUUGAAAAUAUUCACCGCCCCGAAGAAUCCGCUGUUAUUCCUCUUAAGAUUUAUUGAAUUUACACUGAUAAACAUGAUUUCAUGUCAGAGGUCGUGCUGUGUCACCAUGGACAGAAAUGACCGAAUGGGGGUUGGCCAGGUACACGUGAACUGUCCGAUGCAGGCAGCCCUAGUCUCCAACCUCUCAUACCUUCUACACUAACAUCUCUUUCCAUUGUCAUCUCACUUUCUUCCCCUUUAAUAAGUGUCUGUCUUGUACAUGUGACUGUGUAACACUACGUCAGUCGUCGUGAUUGGUUCGUGGGACCAGUGAUGUCACAAAGCACAGGGCUUCAAUCCAGUAAAAAGAGCAAAAUGAAGAUCAGAUCCAGUUCUGUGUUUUUUAAUUCUUUUUCUUUUAAAGCCUAAUAAACAUCUGCAUUCGUUUCUGAUGUUCACUGUAGUGUGACCAACAUGUCCAGGCUGGGCCUGAACACACAGACAGCAUGCAUACAUGGAUUAAUAUUUGCAUAUUUUCAACUAUUUUAAGAUUGUGUGUUUAGCCAAGCCGUAACAGAGCAAGGCCAGUUUGUCAUUCCAAAACACAUUCUUACACACUUAAUAUAUGUACACAGAGUUUGUUAAGUGGACAUUUUUAGUGGUUAUUAUUUAUGUAUUUAUUUAUUUAAAUCUGACCUGGGCUCUAUGAGCUCAUGGUCUUAUCACAAACCAUAUAACAACCAUAUUUAGAGAUCUCAAGAUUCAUCCCAAGACACACGAGAGGUACAGACAAAGUGGUACUGUUACACAAACUCAUCUCACUGAUCUUUAUAGUUUGCUUAAACUGUUUUAUUCGUUCUUUGAGAGCUGUAUUCGGAGUCACUUUAUUAUUUAAGUGAAUUGUUCUACUUUUAAUGUGAUCAUAACGAGAUGUCAUCUGAUUGGUUGCUUCUGUUUAGCGCACCUUAUUGGUUAGGUUUGCUGUUAAGAGAAGCUGCAUCUAUGCCGUUCUUCUCUGGAUCUGUUCGGAUGAGCUCUGUAUUUUACUGGAUCGGAGUAAAUCAAUUUAUCUUUGUGCAAAUAUUAUGCAUGUUUCCUGUGUCUUGUGCUACACAAUCUAUCAUGUAUGUAGACCGCUUAUUUAUACAUGUAUGUAUGUAUGUGAUGUCUUGCAUUCUCUAUAUCUAACUUUUCACACUCCAUGUCCCUCUCAACACGUGUUAUUAGUGUAUGUGUGGCCACUUUUUUUUUUAAAGAUGUUUUUAAUGAGACCAUUUGAAACCCAAGUGCAGUUUUUCCUCUCUGAUGGGCCCGUGUUUGUUGUGUUGUCUGGGCGGUAAAUGUUUUUUCAUUUGGAUGAAUCCAAUCAUAGACCUUUUAUCAGACUGUGGGCUUGUGGUGAAUUAAGUGUGUGAAUUGACAUUGUGAUUGAAUUGAAAGGGAAAGAUUGUGGACCACCUACACUUUCAGGGGAGGGAUCCCCCUCUUCAAAUCUUUUUACUACCUUUAUGAUCCUUCAUAUAUUUUGAAUGUUAUUGAUAUGUUUGUGGACCUUGUGUUUAAGUAUGUAUGGAUGUUUUAUUCGUCUGUGUCAUAUUUGGAGAUGAAUUACCCCAGUAGAGACCUCUGCGAAGGCUCACCCUCGCACUUUGGAGAACUAAACAUGUCUUUUGAGUUUUACACCACCUUUUCUCCACAGGAUCCCUGUAGUAUGGCGCACUCUAGUGGUCAAUGUGUGAUUUAUUUAACAUACAUGUUAGGUGCUGCCCAAACUAAUCUGAUAAUCUGUGAGGACGAGUUGCACGGUAUUUUAAUUUCUUUUGUUUGUUUUUUUCCAGGAGAAACUGUAACUACAGCGGUGUAGUGCCAUUAGAAACUGUGAAUUUAUUAAUAAAUAUUUUGUUGUCCUUAA
Molecule: messenger RNA, 6353 nt
Organism: Paramisgurnus dabryanus
Lineage: Eukaryota; Metazoa; Chordata; Actinopteri; Cypriniformes; Cobitidae
Gene: suco
Product: SUN domain containing ossification factor
Biological process (GO): regulation of bone remodeling; protein folding in endoplasmic reticulum
Cellular component (GO): cytoplasm; membrane
Source: RefSeq, a predicted model, not a curated record